This is a messenger RNA of Kwoniella shivajii, 4089 nucleotides long. RefSeq lists its product as uncharacterized. The record is from RefSeq and is a predicted model, not a curated record. NCBI's taxonomy places the organism in Eukaryota, Fungi, Basidiomycota, Tremellomycetes, Tremellales, Cryptococcaceae. Gene Ontology annotation, molecular function: histidine phosphotransfer kinase activity; phosphorelay sensor kinase activity. Gene Ontology annotation, biological process: protein autophosphorylation; phosphorelay signal transduction system. The transcript is spliced from 14 exons. Gene Ontology annotation, cellular component: plasma membrane. The coding region runs from base 1 to 4089 and encodes 1362 amino acids.
AUGGAUACUAGUGAUAGAAUCGAGUUUAGUGAACAACCUCCAGGGUCAGAUUCAGAAUGGACGGAAAUACUGCAAUGCUAUGGAAGAGACAGAGAACCUCUCGACGAGUCGACAGAAAUACAAGGAGGUACAUCGCAGCAAAAUUGGUCUGUAACAUUACCUCCUCUGUCGAUUGACCCGCAUGGACAAGCCUCAAGACCAUUAGUACAUCAUGGAGAUUCAGAUGAUUCUAUCAGUGCACAAAUAGGAGGAAUACCGUUCACGAGACCUGACAAGUCGGCUAAUUCAACCAAUCCACAACAUUACGAAACUUCGACUGGCGAAUAUCAAGACGUCGUAGAAUUUUGUGCAAUAACCGAUACAUCUUCACUCAGCCAUCAAACUUCGCCACAUAUUGAACCCACCCCUCUUGCCUUUGAUACCAGCCGAACGUCACUGAAGCCGAGAUUGGAAGCAGACUUUGACGAUGAUGAUAAUAGGACUGCAGUGAACGAGAGAAAGCGUAUGAGAGACUUCUUCGAAGAACAUGGUUGGUUAUGUGGUCCUAUACCAAGCAAGAAAACGAGGUUGAAGAGGAGAAGAGCAAUUCGUAGGCUUGGUCUCAUUGGUGAAGAGGAGGAUGGAAGGAAAGCAGUUCUGUCCAAAUAUGCCGAAAUGGCGGAAUUAAUAUUUCAAGUUCCCAGAUCACUGGUUUCCGUUAUACAUGAUGAAGAGGAAUUUGCUUAUCAUUCCGAUCCGGAGACAAAAGCCAUCUCCCGGCCAACGGCCCAAACAGGCUGUAGUCAUGUCAUCGGUAUUGAGAACGGAGAAUGUUGGGUCAUUGCAGAUUGUACGAAAGAUUGGAGGACAGCGAAGAAUCCGAUAUUCAGAGACAAGCGAUAUAAGUUCUUUGCGGCAGCCUCGCUUCGCUAUCACGGUAAAGAUGGAUCCGAAGUUGAUUUUGGAACUCUCAAUAUCUACGAUGUCAAUCCUCGAUACACAUUCGAUGAGCGGGAGAGAUCAAUGUUGCUCAAAUUUGCCAAUAUGUUGGUUUAUCAACUGGCAACUCUGCAAUCCGAAUACAUAGCAAAGCGGUCAGGUACAAUGUACGAAGCCAGUAUAAAUUUCCUAAGACGAUCGAUACUUCCUGAUACACCUUCCAAUAAACCUCCUUCGGGAGCGAUCGAAGAAGCUCCCCUACCGCAUAUCCCGCGCCAGCCUAUCUCAGCCAAAGAAAAAGACCUCAGCCCCCCAAAGACGAAUGCAGCAGCCAACGUGGCUAGCAAAAUAGGACCAAGGGACAGUAGAGACGAAAGGAGACUGGCCAUGCUAUCAGAUCGAAGCGUAUUCCUUGACAGCGCAAACACACUGAAAUCGCUACUGAAAGCGGAUGCGGUGGUAGUACUCAACAUGGAGGAUUAUCACCUCUUCAUCAGGAAGAAUAGCAAUGGUUCAGAUCCUUUGAAUGGAGAGAUGGGUAACGAUAGAAUUAAGAGUAAAGAGAAGAUCCUGAAUGACUAUUUGCAAGGCCAACCUUGGCCGUCCGAUAUUGAACCUGUUAUCAAUUAUACCGGCCGGGCUCGUGGAGCACAAGUUCUAGGUCUUUCAGCGGAUGAAUCGACAAAAUUCCGCCUCGACACCCCGGGAGCCGAAUCUGUCUUGACAGAAUAUCUGCGAGAAUACUUUGUAACCAGACACUUUUGGUGGGAUAAAGAAGAUGAUACCGACGUAUUGAGCCAACGAAUCAUGGGCUUGAUGCCUGCCCAGGCUCAAACUGCUUUAGGUGCAACAUUCAUGGGUCAUGACGGUAAAAUCAAGUUCUGCAUGUUCGCGACAUGGAAUAAUCCUCCUUCUUCCCUUGUCGAUUCGAGUUUGGUCUCACUACCCUUUGUAUGGAUCUUGGGUGGUUGUUUGAUGGCUGCUUUGGCUAUGAAAAGGAUCAGGGCAUUGGAGCAAACUCAGAUAUCAUAUUCCAACUUGCAAGCUCAAUCAUUCAGCGAGCUACGAACCCCAUUGCAUCAGAUGCUGGCAAUCACUCAGCUGCUACGAUCAUCUAUGACUGAUUUGGCGGAGACUCCCAAGUCCACCUCAGAACUCACUUCGGUAGAACAAAUUCGAGAUCUCUUACCAUUCUUAGACGCCAUCGAUACGUCAGGCAAGACACUUCAGGGCAUUGUCGACAACAUUUUAUCUUUCCUCGAUUUGAAAGGGAAAGAAGGAUCCUCUUCUCUUGGAGACGCUGGAUUGAUGACCGCACCUUCUGGAUCCCAAACCUCUGUUGAAAUAAUGUUCGAAGAUUUGUUGGACGAGAUGAUCGAGGAAAACAGGAAAUUCAGGAGGGCGAAUGGUCAACCAAAUAACAUCGAGACAAUAUUUGAGAUUAUCCCACCCAUACUCGGAGAGCAGGUAUCAGAAGACGCUGGGGGCGAUCUGAGAAGAGCUCUUAUAAAAGUUGUUGGAAAUGCGUAUAAAUUCAUUGACGCUGAAGGUCUCGUGGAAAUUUACGUCGACGAUGUGGUCGAUUUGUUGCCUCCAGAGGGUUGUGAAGAUAUUGCUUUGACUAAAGCCGUCAGUAUUACAAUCAAGGAUGAUGGUAAGGGCAUGCAUCAGGCAUUCGUCAAUGAUAAACUUGGUGAACCUUGGGCAAAAGAAGAUCGUUAUGCUACAGGAAGUGGACUCUCUGUCUACUUGGCAUAUCGAAUUAUCGACUUGAUUGGCGGGUGUAUGGAAAUUACUUCCGCAUCGGGCGCAGGUACCACUGUUCAGAUUGAUGUCCCAUUACCAGUACGAUCCAUCCCGUUCCCCGAGGGACCCUCGGCACCCCCUUCCCCUAGUCUGUCCACCUCUUCCAUCGAAUGUCUCACAAUGCACGAUAACUCGAUCAACGUGGGGAGAAAAUUCGCUCUGGUUGGUUUCAUCAAUCGCGAUGCUAGAAUAGAAAAGGUAGGCACAGCCUUACACAGACAAUACACAAAACUAGGUUGUAUAUCCACGGAUGUAUCGAAAGCCGAACUUGUGGUUGCGUUUGGGGAGGUGGAGGAGAAUUAUCGAGAAGCUAAAGAUCUUUUGGAAGAAUGUGAAACGGACGAUAUCGUAUUUUUGAUCUCAGACAAUCACUUAGCGGACCAAUCAGUCAUUGUCUUAGAAAAGAAAUUGAAUAAGAAGGUUAGAAGAUUCAAAAGACCUACGAAUCCCUCGAUAUUACGAGAAACCCUAUUCCCUAAUCAUUCAAAGAGACUGAAAGAGAUGUUUGAGCAGGAAACAGACGCCGACACAGAUGCUGAUUCGAUCAACACACCGCAUUUGAUGUCACCUGAAGGUGAUGAUAUGGGUAAACCAGGACCAGACGGCCGUAGUCCAUCGUUUUUCCGACAGAUGUUAGCUCCCGGUGCCGGAAGUGACGCCUCGUCUUCAAGAUCUUCCAAAAACUCAUCACAAUCACAUACAUCGUUGAAUUUGACGAAUGCAAUUGCAGCUUUGGCAUUAGGGGAUCGCCUCGCUCACAAUUCCUCGUCAUCACGACAAGGAGAGAGCAACGGCUCUGAGAACUCAACUCCUCUAGGCAAUACUCCUCGUGAAGAAGCUGAAAAUCCAUUCUCACCAACAGAACAUCCUAAAUCCGCCACCACCACCACCACCACUUCGUCAUCGUCUUCAGCAGUGCAAAGUCCAACCAAUCAGUACAUCCCCCGGCAGCCAAUGGACAAAGUGAAAGUAUUAGUCGUGGAAGACAACAAAAUCAACAGGACCAUUUUAGUUAAAAUCCUAAAAACGAAUUUACCAAUCGAAGUACAUGAAGCUGAAGAUGGCGACGUUGCUGUUGAAGUCUUCGGAAAUCUAUCGGGACCUUUGAUAGUCUUGUUAGAUAUCAACAUGCCUCGAAUGGACGGGUAUCAAGCAUGUACAGAAAUGCGUUCCAUAGAAAAACAAUCUCCUGAAAGGCAAAAAGCUCAGAUUAUAGCUGUCACAGCCCUGGGAAGUGAUGACGAGAAGAAAAGAGGCUUAGUAGAGUGUAAUAUGGAUGAAUGGCAUACGAAACCAUGUGGUAAAGCAGCUAUAACACGUAUCGUCCAAAAAGCAAGUCAAAAACUCCUAGAAGGCUCAAUGUAA